Molecule: messenger RNA, 2415 nt
Organism: Capsella rubella
Lineage: Eukaryota; Viridiplantae; Streptophyta; Magnoliopsida; Brassicales; Brassicaceae
Product: U-box domain-containing protein 16
Exons: 1
Coding region: 221-2257 (678 amino acids)
Biological process (GO): cell surface receptor signaling pathway; protein ubiquitination
Cellular component (GO): nucleus; cytoplasm
Molecular function (GO): protein binding; ubiquitin-protein transferase activity
Source: RefSeq, a predicted model, not a curated record
UGUCAUCAAGAUUUGUGAAAGAAGACCUUAUAACCAUUUUUUUUUCUUAUUCUUUACUAAUAUUUGUUGCUCGACAACUCACAAAGGCGUGUGUAUAUUAAUAUAUUAUACAAUUUUCAUUUAAACAAAUCCAAAGUAAUAGUCGUCAUUAGCCGUCAAAACACAAAAAUAAUCUUUUGAUCUUCUCCUUCUCGGGAAAUUCAAAGAAACGAUCAUUCUCAUGGCAGUUACCCUCGAAGUAUCUCCGGCGAGAAAACGGCGACCGUUGGGAUAUCACGAUUCUCCAAAGAUGUCAGAUUCGAAACUAACCCGGUCACUGUUCCUCGCCUGUCAAGAGGUUUCUUACAUGCAGCCUCUCCGUUUCAUCCUGAGACGGAACUCUCUCUCCAUCAUACGCAAGGUGAAGAUAUUAUCCACAGUUUUCGAGGAGCUUCUUCUUCGAUCCGACGACGACGACAUCAUGGUUGUUUACUCUCAAUCCGCUCAGCUCUGUUUCGAAGAACUUCAAAUUGUGAUGCAGCGUAUGAAGACUCUGAUCGAGGAUUGUUCAAGGUCCAGCAAACUAUGGUUACUGUUACAGAUCGAGAACGUGGCUUUUAGUUUUCACGACGUCGUCACGGAUUUAUCCACCGUCCUCGAUAUUUUACCGGUCAAAGAGUUUCGUCUAAGUGACGACUCACAAGAUCUCAUCAUUCUCCUAAGAAAACAAUGCUCUGAUUCGAUUCAGUUUGUUGAGCCACGUGACGAAGCUCUCCGUCGGAAAGUUACGGAUACAAUCGACGGAAUCAAGCACCAGAUCUCCCCAAAUCAAUCGAGGCUAGUCGAGAUUUUCAACGGCCUCGGUUUUUCAGAUUCCGUUAGCUUAACCGACGAAAUCCAGAGAUUAGAGGACGAAACUCAUGAUCAGAUCGACGAGAGAUCUAAAUCCUUAGCCGCAUCUCUCAUCGGACUCGUUCGUUACACAAACUGUGUGCUGUACGGUCCUUCUACGCCGUCGGCUCAUCCUGAUUUCCGCCGCCAUAAGUCGUUGUCCGACGCGAAUAUCCCGUCGGAUUUUCGGUGUCCGAUCACACUGGAGCUGAUGAAGGAUCCGGUGGUGGUUUCCACCGGUCAGACGUAUGAUCGAGAGUCGAUCGAUCUCUGGAUCCAAUCAGGUCACAGCACUUGCCCUAAAACAGGUCAGGUUCUCAAGCACACCAACCUCAUACCUAACCGCGCCUUGAAGAAUUUGAUCGUGAUGUGGUGCCGUGAUCAGAAGAUUCCGUUUGAGAUAUACGAAGACGGCGGCGGCGUAGGGUCUUUUGCUCCGUGUAAGGAGGCGGUGGAGUUCACGAGGAUGCUGGUUUCGUUUCUGAUCGAUAAGCUCUCUGUGGCAGAGUCGAACGACGUCGUAUACGAGCUCCGCGCUCUCGCUAAGUCAGACUCGGUGGCCCGAGCCUGCAUAGCCGAGGCUGGAGCUAUACCGAAGCUGGUACAAUAUCUAGGCUCGAAGUCGUCGAGUCUUCAGAUAAACGCCGUGACGACGAUCCUUAAUCUCUCCAUCUUGGAACAAAACAAAGCAAGGAUCGUGGAAACAGACGGAGCUUUAAACGGCGUUAUCGAGGUUCUGCGUUCAGGAGCCACGUGGGAGGCUAAAGCAAACGCCGCCGCGACUUUGUUUAGUUUGGCUGGCGUCUCAGCUUACAAAAGAAGACUCGGGAGAAAAACACGUGUCGUUAGCGGAUUGGUUGACUUGGCAAAACAAGGUCCGACGAGCUCUAAAAGAGACGCGCUUGUCGCGAUCCUGAACCUAGCGGCGGAGAGGGAGAACGUAGGGAGGUUCAUCGAAGCUGGGGUAGUGGAAGCGGCAAGAGAUGCAUUCCGAGAGCUGCCGGAGGAGGCGGUGGCGGUAGUGGAGGCGGUCGUGAGGAGAGGAGGACUAAUGGCGGUGUCAGCGGCGUUUGGUUCGAUACGGCAAUUGGGAGAGAUAAUGAGGGAAGGGGCGGAUACGACGAGGGAGAGCGCGGCGGCUACGCUGGUUACGAUGUGUAGGAAAGGAGGGUCAGAGCUUGUGGCGGAGAUGGCGGCGAUUCCAGGGAUAGAAAGGGUUAUAUGGGAGAUGAUAGGGACGGGAACGGCGAGGGGAGGAAGGAAAGCUGCAUCGUUGAUGAGGUAUUUAAGGCGAUGGGCCGCCGGGGAUUCCCAAGAGACGACGGUGGUGGAGACACAGAGCAUUGUUGUGCCAACGCCUAAUAGGAUUUUUAAUCCUGUUUCAUAAUUUUUGAUUUUUUUUCUUUUUCCUCUUCUUCAUUUUCAGUUUUUCUGUAAAGUUUAAAGGUUUUAUUUUUCUUUUCCUUUGCGAUUUCAAAAAAGAAAUUGAUAUUCUUUCACUGUAACUGUAAAUGUAAUUACAGAAAUGUAAACCCAAAACUUCAA